UCAAUGCUCUAUUGAGUAGCAACAACUGAAGGUCUGUUACUCUAGUCCGCCAUCAUCAGGCAAGAUUUUAUAGAUUUUAUUACGGAAAAACGAUCGCUGCUGGCAACACCGAUCAAGAGUGAUUUGCUGCUGUCAAGUGUGAUCGAAUUGGGGCUACUUUAUCCCUUUAAUCCAGUUUGUCUUCAUUUAACUAAUUUAUUUAAGACUUCAGUGAGCCUGAUCGGCGUCCGAGUGCCUGAUGGCUGCCCCAGUAAUUCUAGCUGCCACAGCGAAACAUACAGCAACGCUUAUUUUCUUUCAUGGACUGGGGGACACAGGUCAGGGCUGGGCCCAGCUGAUGAACGAAAUCAGGAAGCCAUUCAUGAAGGUGAUUUGCCCAACUGCAAACACCAUACCUGUCACCAUAAAUGGGGGGCUUCGAAUGCCAUCCUGGUUCGACUUGAAGGCUUUCGAUGAGUCCGGGCCCGAAGAUGAAGAGGGCAUUAAAGUGGCAGCCAAGGAAGUGCAGUCGCUUAUAACUAAAGAAAUCAAUGCGGGCAUUCCUGCUGAUAGAAUUGUGAUUGGGGGCUUUUCCCAGGGCGGCGCCCUAGCGAUUUAUUCCGCGUUGACAUUCCCACAGCGACUGGCUGGAGUUGUGGGGCUCUCUUGUUGGUUACCCUUGCGAAAGAGCUUUCCAGCGGCAAAAAAAUGUCCAGAUGAUCUUGCGAUCAUUCAAUGUCACGGGGAUUUCGACCCAUUAAUAUCCCACAAGUUUGGCCAAAUGACGGCCUCCAUUCUGAAGACCAUGGUAAAGAACCACGAGUUUAAAUCCUACAAAAAGCUGAUGCACACUUGGUCUGAGGAAGAAAUCGAAGACGUUCGGGUGUUUAUUGACAAAAAUCUGCCUGGCCAAUAAACCUGGUCUGAUUUAUGUAUAUUUUUAUGUAAUUCGAGUGGUCUCACUAGAUUGGGCGUUACUGCUACACAUUCCCUUUGCAGGUCCUCUAUUUAGUUUAGAUCCUUCACAAAUCCUGGUAUUUGCCCCCAAAGAACCAUCGGAUAAUAAAUAGACUGUCCAGCAUAUGAUUACUGAAAA
Molecule: messenger RNA, 1075 nt
Organism: Dendroctonus ponderosae (mountain pine beetle)
Lineage: Eukaryota; Metazoa; Arthropoda; Insecta; Coleoptera; Curculionidae
Gene: Apt1
Product: acyl-protein thioesterase 1
Exons: 5
Coding region: 239-895 (218 amino acids)
Biological process (GO): protein depalmitoylation
Cellular component (GO): cytoplasm
Molecular function (GO): carboxylic ester hydrolase activity; palmitoyl-(protein) hydrolase activity
Source: RefSeq, a predicted model, not a curated record